Molecule: messenger RNA, 699 nt
Organism: Paramuricea clavata
Lineage: Eukaryota; Metazoa; Cnidaria; Anthozoa; Malacalcyonacea; Plexauridae
Source: the annotation of a GenBank genome assembly
AUGGGUUGUCGUUUCCUCGAAACUUUAAACAUUAAGCUUGUAAAAAAAGUGUUAGAUAUGGGCUGUGGAACAGGGGAACUAACAAAAUAUAUCGCAGAGAAAGUUGGGAAUCUCGGUGAAGUGGUUGGUAUUGACCCAGACCAUGCAAGGGUUAAGCUUGCUCAAGAAAAUAUGAAGACGGUUUCGAACGCAAGUUUUCUCGUUGGAACUAGUGAGUCUAAAUUUCUAAACGAUAAUCAAGAUUACUACGAUAUUCAUUUCAGUAAUCAUGCUUAUCACUGGUUGAACAAUAAGGAUAAAGCGACUUAUGUUAAAGUGGCUUUCCGAUGUCUCAAACAAGGAGGUUUGAUUGCUAUACAAUGUAUAGCAGAACUUGAUGAUGACAUUGAUAAACGCUUGUUUGAAAAUGCACUCGGUAGGCCUGUGUCAGCCAAGGUUCAUUAUGCUGAAGAGGGCUCUGCAAGACAAUUAUUGAGUGACGUCGGGUUUACUGAGGUUGAUGUCAAGAUUAUUCCUUCAGUAACGUAUUAUAGUUCAUUCCAAAUUUUUGCUGAUUCCUUCCUUGCAAUUACUAAAACAAAUAUUAACGAUGUGCCCAAUAAGGAAUUGUUGACAGAGUUCAAAUUGAAGGCAAUCGAGAAAGAUGGGAGAGUAAAGUCAAAAUAUAAUCUGGUUCAAAUUAAGGGACGAAAACGAUAA